UCAUCUCUGCAGCCAUGCUAUGGUCUCCUCAGGUAUUGUCCCACCAACUAUAAGUCUGAUAGACUUGAAUUCACAACUUAUCAAGCUCUCUGCAGAAACUUUCUUACCUUGCAGUGUGGCCAUGCUGCUUUGUUGGCAGGUAGCAUCCUUGGCUGUAUCAGCAAAGACUUUAUAUUGGAUGAUGAGGUUUAUCCUGGCCCUUCAAAUGAUGUUUUCAAAACUGGGCUUUCCUUUGUAGCAGAUGCAGAAUCAGCACCUACUUUUUGGGAUGAUGCUUUGACUGAUGAUGAAAUCAACCUGCUCUGUGGUGUCUACAAAGUAGACACAGGUAAGUGCUUGUAA
This is a messenger RNA of Desarmillaria tabescens, 342 nucleotides long. RefSeq lists its product as uncharacterized. NCBI's taxonomy places the organism in Eukaryota, Fungi, Basidiomycota, Agaricomycetes, Agaricales, Physalacriaceae. The record is from RefSeq and is a predicted model, not a curated record. The annotation marks the transcript as partial. The transcript has a single exon.